GCAUCAUUAUAUUAAAUCCACCAAUAAAAUAACAUGCGCUCUUAUCUGGUUUCAUUCGCCCAAUGAUACAAAAAAAUAUUCGUGGACCAGAGUGGCGGUAGUGUGAGUUUUGUCCGAAAGGAACUAAAACGCCUCAACUGGGACUGGGUUCUUAUGAGUCAACCCACGACUCGCGCUAAAAAGAAUUGGCAUGUGCCUCUACUAGCUAUAUGAAACCAAUUUCAUCUCCGUCAUCCUCUUUCUUCUUGCAUCAAUGGCACACAUUACACUCCUGGCUUUUAUCACCCUGCUUAUGAUUGCAAAUGUGCAAAGCCGCAGCAUUAGAUCAAGCUCUGAUGAACAACUGGUACCGUCUGGAGUCGAGCACCUUGAAAUUAACUCUUCAAUUCUGAGUUUAAAGCCACUGAAUUCCACUCAACAUACAUGCGUUCACUACUAUAGCUUCCUGCCAUGCGCCACUAAUAUUCCGGGCUUCAUCUUCCAAAUUGUGGUUUUUGAGUACUUGCUGAUUCUUGGUGACAAAUUUUUAACGAAGGGUAGACAGCAACUCUUCAGUAUUCUCGGUGUCGGUAUCUAUGGUGCCACUUUAUUCCGCAUUCUUGCUGUACUUCCGACAAAUGUGCUAAUUCUUGCAUCUGGACUUGCUCAGAACAGAGAAGAUGCUCGAGCUAGAAUAGAGAAUGGAGCUGGUUUACUUGCUGGAUCGACUGUUUUUUGCUUGACUUUACAGUGGGGAAUUUGUGUCCUUCUUGGAAGACGUAAAAUAGCUCAAGAAUCAGAACCUAAUCAAGAAUCAAAAGCCCCAACAAAAAGGUGUUUGAUGGUUAAACAGAGAUUCUCAAGGCUUAAAGAAUAUGGUGUCAGAACUGAUACAAAGACAAAAUACACAGCAGGGAUAAUGCUUCUGUCACUGAUUCCAGUUAUCCUAGUGGAAUUAGCUAGUGCCUUUGAAUCGCGGCCAUGGAGCCAUAUAGUAACACUGGUUGUAGUUGGCGCAGCGCUUGUCUCAUACUUCCUAUUUCUGUCUCGUCGUCAAUGGAUCCAAGAAAGAAGUUUAGAAUAUUCAAGGGAGCAGCUUCUGCUAGCUGGAUUUUUGGAUCAUUUACAAAAGUUUGCUAAAAGAAGGCUUGUUAAUAAAGAAGGAAAAGUUGAUGUUUCUUGCGUCAAAAGAACAUUUCGUAACAUUGACAAGAAUAACGACAAUCAUAUAUCACAAAAAGAACUCAAAGAUUUCCUAAAGCACAUGAAAUCGGGGGACCUGGAAUUUGAUGAUGCAUUUGCAGUUCAGGAACUAAUGACCCAAUUCGACGAGGACAGUAAUCGUUCGAUUACUGAAGAUGAGUUUGUGAGCGGAUGUCACAAAAUUAUUGGUAAAGCCAAGCAGAUGGUGGCUGACGAUAAUGAUUCCUCAAGAAAAUAUCUGCCACAGUUACAUAAAAUGGUUCAACCAUUGAUUGAAAGAAAGAAGGCAAAACUAGCCGAGAUUGAGCAGCAGCUGUCCCAAAUUCUGAACACUGCCCAAAACCAACAACUUGCUUUCCUCGUUACCGAUGGAAAACCUGACGUGGAUAAGAUACGAAGUCUCUUUGCUGAAUUCGAUAAAGAUGAUAAUAAGAAGAUGACAGCCAGAGAGCUAAAAGGGAUGAUCAAAAGCAAAUUUGGAAGUGCAAAACUUGAUCAUGAUGAUGUGGUAAAGAAAAUGAUGAAAGUAUUUGACGUAGAUAAGGACAAAGAGAUCCAUGUGGAAGAAUUUACUGAUGGAAUGAAAAAAAGGCUCUCCGGUGACUUUCAAUUGAUUGAUGAAUGCAUAGAGAAAGAAAAAAGUAUCAAGAAAAUGUCAUUGCGUGCUCUCACAAAAUCUGGAAUUCUAGUCGUUCUUGGAGUUGCAAUUGUGUCCUCCCUCGGAAUGCCCCUCAUAAAUAAUACUCAACUCUUAUCAGAACGGAUAGGCAUAUCUUCUUUCUACAUUUCAUUUGUAGUUCUUCCUUUUGCUGUGAACUUUAAAACAGCAAUGGCAACGAUAUUUCCUGCGAGUCAGAAGAAGGAAGAAGCAUCUUCAAUAAUGUUUUCAGAGAUAUAUGGAGCAGUAUUCAUGAACAAUGUUUCAGGGCUAUUGACCCUACUAGCACUCAUUUGGGCAAGAGGGUUCACAUGGGAUUAUUCAGCAGAAGUUAUAGUGCUAUUGGUGGUUAGUGCUAUAAUAGGUGCAAUUGCCUUCUUGCGCAGAAUUUACCCACUUUGGACUUGCCUCUUAGCAUUUUCUUUCUACCCAUUGUCUCUAGUCUUGUUUUAUGUGAUUCGUUUUGUUUUGGGCUGGAAAUAGGACUCCAAGCAAAUGUAACAUAGGAAAUAUCCUAAAGUUUCCUUCGUUUUAAUUAUGUGCUGGUAAUUGUAUCCCUGAAUCCAUACCCUUUGAAAUGCCUUGCAUUUGAACUUCAGAACAAGAGGAUCGGUUAUUACUAGACUAAAUCAAUUGUAUAGUGACAUGUAGCUUUAUUUAUUAAUUAUUAUAUUUUUAUUAAUUAAA
Ricinus communis (castor bean) is the source of this 2527-nucleotide messenger RNA. RefSeq names its product sodium/calcium exchanger NCL2. Gene Ontology annotation, biological process: calcium ion transmembrane transport; intracellular calcium ion homeostasis. The transcript is spliced from 9 exons. Gene Ontology annotation, molecular function: calcium ion binding; calcium:proton antiporter activity. Gene Ontology annotation, cellular component: membrane. The record is from RefSeq and is a predicted model, not a curated record. NCBI's taxonomy places the organism in Eukaryota, Viridiplantae, Streptophyta, Magnoliopsida, Malpighiales, Euphorbiaceae. The coding region runs from base 254 to 2323 and encodes 689 amino acids.